AUGAAUCUGUACAUGAAGAUCACAGUCCUCCUUGUGUUUGUACGAUACGUGUCAGAUGAAUCUGUACAUGAAGAUCUGCUUUUGUGCCAAGCUCUCGAGACAACUACAAGAGGUGAGGAUAUAUUUAAGAUAUUAGCCACAUACUUCAGAAAAAAUGAUCUUAAUUGGAACCUUUGCAUUGCUGUUUGCACUGAUGGUGCAAAGGCAAUGACAGGCUCAGUAAAGGGUGUAAUUGGUCUCAUCAAAAAUGUUGCACCUGCUGUGGAGCAUAGACACUGUUGCCUUCAUAGAGAAGCACUAGCUGUGAAAAAGAUGCUAAGUGAUCUAAAAGAGACAAUUAAUGAAGUAAUCAAGGUAGUUAAUUUCAUCAAGGCUAAGCCUCUUCAUUCUCGAGUGUUUGCCUCAUUGUGUCAGGAGAUGGGACCCAUUCACAUAACCCUGUUGUUACAUACAGAAGUGCGUUGGUUAUCUCGUGGUAAAAUUCUUUCACGUGUGUAUGAAUUGAGGAAUGAGAUUGAAGUAUUUCUGAGGGAGCACAAGUCUUCUCUGUUAAGCCACUUCACUGAUGAAGUCUGGGUAUGCAAGGUGGCCUAUCUUGCAGAUAUAUUUUGGAAAUUCAAAGAGCUUAGCUUAUCAUGA
Macrobrachium nipponense is the source of this 639-nucleotide messenger RNA. RefSeq names its product zinc finger BED domain-containing protein 5-like. The record is from RefSeq and is a predicted model, not a curated record. The transcript has a single exon. The coding region runs from base 1 to 639 and encodes 212 amino acids. NCBI's taxonomy places the organism in Eukaryota, Metazoa, Arthropoda, Malacostraca, Decapoda, Palaemonidae.